GGCUUCAAUGAGAGGUCUGCUGGUGUGGCUGCGGAUCACAUACGAGUUGUAUUUGACUUUCCUAACAGCCAUAGCGCCUCAGUCAACCUUGCCCUAAAGCCCCACCGUGAGAGCACUUACUGCGGUUUUUCUGGGAGAGUGACGAUGGACGAGGAACGCAGCGGCUCUCCGGACCUGACGGACAUAGAGACCAAGUUGGGCCGAAAAGUCCCGGACGGUCUCGUUCGGUCUCUCGCGGGAGGGAGACGCAGCGACAGGCACGAGCAUGACAAGUCAGCUGCGUCUCACUUAGCCAACUGCAAAUUCUGCGCAAAUUCAACGGACCUGAAGAGACUGCAGGGUAAAAUGCUGUUCUUGAGACAGGAGAUGGCAAACCUGCGAGCCAUCGACGUGAAGCUCAUGCAGCAGCUCAUGUCGAUCAACGACGGCAUCGAGUCCAUCCGCUGGAUGAUGGAGGACAAGGGGGACGCAACGAGCCAGGACGGCAGCCUGACGGGCAGCUUGUACAGCCUAUCGGACAGCCAGGACGGUUCCUCUCUGCGGGGCAGCUUCAACAGCCUGAACGAUGGAAAUGGCGACGGCCUGGACAGCCUGUCCGUUGGCAGCUACCUGGACACUCUGGCAGAGGACCUACCUGGAGAUUCGUCCUCGCCCACGGACCUCGAUCGUUUAAUGGAUAAAGCUGUCAUCUCUGGCGAAUCCUUCACCAAAUCGCCGCUGAAACUCAGGGUGGAAUCAGACGAAUACUACUGCUUUAGAUAAUAGUGGUAAGAUAGACAAAGACUACUGAGAUAUAUAGAAGAAGAAAAAACCUCCCUUGUCCAUUUUUUAUUAAAUUUUUUUUCUCCCAUGUUUUUGAAGACGUGGGCAUGUUUGGGAAUGUUACAUUUUCCCUUGACACCAUUUUCCUGAAGUGGAUUAGCAAAACCUCAAACAUUUAUUUAUUUAUUUUUUUACCAAAUGUCACAAGAUGCAAGGAGAAAUCCUCUCUGUUGCAAUGACUGCUUAAUAUUUUUAUUACUUAAAAAAAAAUACUCAGAAGGUGCCAAGUUACAAUUUAUGAUUAUAUUUAUUGUUAAACUACCCUGUAUGUCUGUGGUUUCCAUCAAAAAACAGGUUGAACAAAAGUUGCACUUGGGCUGAGCAGCAGAUUUUCCUCUCCUUCUAAGGAAAACGGUACUCUGAGAAAAACCAGCGGGUUAGGACUUUGCAGCCGAUUGGAAAAUUGGACAUUUCAUGCUGAACGAUUCGAGUGGUUUAACUCUUUCAGGUGGCAAAGUUAUUAGUUUUGAACUUCAAAGCAAGUGCAAUUUUCCUCCAUGCCAAAUGCUGAGCGCCACCUACAGCACAUGUUUUCCAGUUUUAUUACUUUAACUGGCUGGAGUUAAUAAAGCUUUUGGCCUCCAGCGGGUAUCAGUGGUAGCUUCAGCAUGUAGUCUUAUUCAAAGCUUGACUGAAAACCAAAGAAAUUUCUCUCAGAGGUCAUUUACACCUGAGGCUAAACUGCAUUAUAGCACCAGAUGAGAGAUUUGUUAUCUGUAGGUGUGUGUGAAACACAUGCUCGCUUCGAGGGCACAUUCUCGUUGUCUCGGCUUCUGAUGAGGUUCUUUGUUUGUAAAAUUGCUUUUGUUGACUUGUCAAGACAUUUUUUUUUUUUUUGUUUAAUGAUGUCUGCUUUUGAAGCUGGCAAAAACAAACAUUUUAUUCAACGUUGCUAUCUUUGUUGAGAAAAUAAAAUAAUAUAUUGUG
Messenger RNA from Gambusia affinis (western mosquitofish), 1749 nucleotides. Its product is annotated as leucine rich adaptor protein 1-like. The transcript has 2 exons. NCBI's taxonomy places the organism in Eukaryota, Metazoa, Chordata, Actinopteri, Cyprinodontiformes, Poeciliidae. The coding region runs from base 145 to 762 and encodes 205 amino acids. The record is from RefSeq and is a predicted model, not a curated record. Gene Ontology annotation, biological process: positive regulation of canonical NF-kappaB signal transduction.